Molecule: messenger RNA, 1247 nt
Organism: Funneliformis caledonium
Lineage: Eukaryota; Fungi; Glomeromycota; Glomeromycetes; Glomerales; Glomeraceae
Source: the annotation of a GenBank genome assembly
AUAUGUUGAGGAAAAGAUAUUGGGAAAAUGAUCAUGUUAGGAUUUCUGAUGAAACUGAUAUAUGGAAAAGGAUUCGAUAUAGUGAAGAAAGCAAUGAAGGAGUUCGGGAUCAUAAAUGUUAUGCAACAUCCGAAGAAGUAUUACUUAAACUUUUAAAUCGAAUUAGAUUAAAUGAAGACAUGGUUUCUUCGGAUUAUCAAGGAGAGGAACAUCCAUCAAUAAACAUUCUUUUAUGCAAAACACGAGAAAAACCUAUUUGUAUAGCAUGUUUUGAUUUACUUUAUCAAGCUGACACGAUUGAAUGUUUAUGGCCGAUAAUUGAGGGAUUUAAUUCACAUAAUUUUCAAGUUAAAACUUUUAACUUGUCGGUUUCGUUACCCUCUGGACAUUCAAGACAGAAUAUCAUCGCGGCUUUAGAGAAAGCCCCAGAUUCUGAUUUCAUAAGCAUUGGAAAUUGUCCACCAUUGGAAGUUAAAGAAAGAUGGAAAAAUCAUCCACCGAUAUUAGAGCAUUCAGCUAUAUACGUUGGAGGUAAUUAUAUUAAAUUAUCGAGAAAUGUAAGUCAAUCACCUUGGAUUAUUAAUGGGGAGAGGUUAGCUGAGACUUCUGUAUCUGAAUGUAUUGGCGAAAUUUUAAGGGAAAAGUUUAAAUGUGAUGAUUAUAAUUUUGUAGCAGCUGGUAGAGAAGAUUCUAAUGUUAGAAUGUUAGGUAAUGGUAGACCAUUUUAUUUUGAAAUAAUGAAUCCAAGAAGACCUUUUCUUUCCCAGCAAGAAUUAGAUGUAGCACAGCAGGAAAUUAAUGACACCAAGAAAGAUUUGAUUCAAAUAAAUCAAUUGACAAUGAUUACCGAAAAAGAUCUAUCUAUAAUCAAGGAAGGAGAAGAAACCAAGAGAAAAACCUAUAGUGCUCUUGUAUGGAUUUCAAAGAUUGUCACUCCCGACAUCAUUGAUAAACUUAACCAAUAUCAAGAUAAGGUAUUCACAAUAGAGCAACAAACUCCUAUUAGAGUUCUUCAAAGACGGGCACAAAUGGUUCGAUCAAAAAUAAUUUAUUCAAUGAAGGCAGAACCACUGGAAAAUCAUUUUUUAACUUUACAGCUUCGAACGGAAGCUGGGACAUAUAUUAAAGAAUUUAUUCAUGGGGAUUUAGGUAGGACCAAACCAAAUUUAGGAGAUUUACUUGACUGUUAUGCCGAUAUUAUGGCUUUAGAUGUGUUAGAAGUUGAUUUAGAAUGGCCUCCAAAAUAA